This is a messenger RNA of Leishmania major strain Friedlin, 3516 nucleotides long. RefSeq lists its product as hypothetical. The record is from RefSeq and is a predicted model, not a curated record. Bases 1 to 3516 code for a protein of 1171 amino acids. The transcript has a single exon. Gene Ontology annotation, molecular function: protein binding. Lineage: Eukaryota; Euglenozoa; Kinetoplastea; Trypanosomatida; Trypanosomatidae. Gene Ontology annotation, biological process: mitotic cell cycle; spindle organization; establishment of meiotic spindle localization. Gene Ontology annotation, cellular component: spindle pole.
AUGGAGGCGUUACGUAACGGCGACGGUGACUCCAGUCGGCGCAUUCUCUCGACCCUGCUACCGGUUCUGGAAGCACGCCUGCACGCCAUGCAGUGCAAGCCAUCCGCUCACACGUCUUCCGCCGCCAUCGAGUCGUGGCGUCUCGCUCACGCGCUGACGCUCAACAAUUACGGAUGUCAACUACGCCGCGACGGGCUCACGGCCGAGGCACUUCGGCAGUUUCUGCGCGCAAAGCAGGUCGAGACGCUUGUGUUCGGAAAACCAUCCUGCUCCACGAUGCUGAACCUCUCCGCCGUCCUCCUGAGCAGCGGAGCGGCGGAGGAGGCGCUGACCAUUUCGAAGGAGUGUGUGAUGGCGGCGCAAGACGGUGAGCCGAUUCUCUUCAUCACGGCGCUGCAUAACCUCGCCGUCACGCUGGGGCAGCAGACAAGCGAGCGCGAGCGCAAAGCAGCGCUGCCAACAAUGCUGCAAGCGCUGCGCGAGGCGCAAAGUGCACUCGGCGAGAAACACGCGACCACCCUCAUGCUCAAGGAAAAAUGCGGCCUGACUUCCGGCUGGAUCGCGCAAGACCGCGGGGCGGAGGCCGGACCUGAAAUCGCCGCUCCCGUGCGUGCUGCUGAAUCGCCUUCGGGGCACGGCACGUUGCAUGCGAACUCUGCGGCGCAGUCGCCUUCCCCGACGCCGCUGACGGCGCAAGAGAUCGCUAGAGCCGCUCUGUACACCCUGAACUUUGGAGAGCCCGUUCAUGCCCAUCCGAUCGCACACAACGUCGCAGUUCUCGACGCGGCGGAACCGGCGAAGGGUGAUCCAAAUGCGUGGGAACAAGAUGCGUACCCUGCUUUCGCGUUAAGGCACUCGCCGGACGCCGAUGCGCGCAGCCAAGGUUAUGCGGGGAGAAUGACGCAAGAUAAUCAGGAGUCGCCCCUCUCACCGCCGCGACAAUCAACGCACUUGGACUCUGUGGCGGAAGCCGAUGCUGUGCGCGCCACGCAUCUGAAGAUGCCGCUGGGAGAGAGUGCCUUGCCUAAACCGCUACAUGUUUCUAGCCGGCAGAGCAGCACUGCGGCCUCGGUCGAUCAGCACUGCCUCAACUCCGUCAAUCUCUCCGGCAUGCAGCGUAGCGUCGCUAGUGCGCCCCUAGAGACGGUGCUGCAGGAGCCCUUCCAGACUGCAUCACUGGUGAUGAGCCGCAGCGUCCCCAAUCUUGUAGGACCCGCUGGGUCUAUACGCGACCUGUACAAGAUGGACAGCGAGGACGGCGAAAGGGUCCCCGGCUUUUUGCGCUUCAGUUUGCCGCCGCGCCUGCCGGCCGCAAACAAGGUGUCUCUGCCGCUGCGCAAAGUCGCGCCUCAAGGAUCCUCGCCAGAGCCAUCGAACGCCGCCGCGGAGGGCUUCCACAGGAAGCCGUCGCCCGCGACGAUGCCGCGGAGCGUCAGUAAAGGGAGCGGUGACAGCAACCCCGAGAGCAGUACGGCGGCCACGCCUAUCACCAUAAUGCCCACAGCUGGGGAUCUCAAGACGGUCGAUAAAAGCGAGAAACCGCUCCCCAAGAUGGGCGGCCCCGCAACACUACCAUCUGCGCCGCAGCGAAGCCUUUUCAGGUGCUGUGGUUCUUUGUACGCGAGACACACGGUGCACCGUGAGGUCGAGAAGCAAGAGGAAAGGGCCUACCGCGCGCAGAGGGAGGCUGAGAAGAAGGCCGCGGAGGCCGAAACCGCCUUUCAGCUGGCCCUCCAGAAGAUUCAGUCUCGUACUCAGAACAGCGCAGCCGUCACCAUACAACAUGCGUGGAGGCAGUGGUGGAGCGCCGUAGGUCGAGCACGCCGAGAUGUGCAGCUGCAGAGACUAGAGGAACUCCAACGCCGUCGCCGUGAGCGGCUGGCAUUGGGCUUCGUGGCUGGAAAGAUGCCAGGCAGGUCUGGGAAAGUCACCAUCCCGCCGCCACCAUCCCAGCAACACGGUCACGUCGGUGGCUACGUCGUUCCUGCCGUGGUACUGCGGUGCUGGAGAACGUGGCUGGCCAACACCGUUUGCGUCCGACAUGUGGCCAAGAGCCACCGCAGCCCAGUGGACGCUCGCCUGCAUGAGGCAGAUGUGCGUCGCGGCGUCUGCCGAAUUCAAGCAUUGUGGCGUGGCGCCAUUGUUCGCCACCGGCGUGUUCAGUAUCAGCAGCAACCGCAGUCAGACGGUGAGAAUGCCCCCGUGAUUGCCGUAUCUGCGGCGUAUCGGCGGCGCGCGGAAGCCGAGCUCCGCGAGUACUCUGCGCUGGUUCUGCAGAUGGCGUACAGGAGCUACCGUGCGCGCCAGCUGCGGCGUCGGCUCUACCUUGCAAAGCACAGCGGACCGGCAGCGGUGAUCCAGCGCUGGCUGCGAUGCAGAUUGGCUGAUCAGCGCAACCGAGGCGUUGACUCGCGCACCAUACGCGUGCGCGACGCGGCGGCGAGGUCGAUACAGCGGGUAUGGCGCGGUUACCUAGGUCGCGUCACAUUCCGCAUGCGUGAGCUGCGACGUCGAAUGGAUCAUGCCGGCUUCUACCCGCUUGCCCUUGAAGCCAGUAUCGGUACUGCACGCCACCUUGCCGCGACCGACGAGGGCGAGGGCAUGGCGGCAAAGCACAUCUCGACAAAGACCUCCACGCCCCCAUCACCUGCUGCAGUGAAGAGAGCAGGUGCGCGUUCUUCUUCGGGGAAACCGGAUUCCUUUGCUGCCGGCAAGACGGCGCUCGACUCAAACUGCAAUGCAGCACUCGUCGAUGCGUAUGCAGCUGACUGCUUGCAGCGAAGCGGCGAGGUGUACCGGCUGCGUGACGCGGAGCGAGACCGAUACCACAUUGGCCUUUACGUAGACGUGAGAGCCACCAAGGAGCGGCAGGCGUGGCAGGAGUCGUUGCGAUUACGGCCUACCGAAGUGCUGCGCCGACGUGUCGCGAUGGACACCCGGAUUCACGAAGAGCAGCGCGCCUUCACGGAACUUCGUGCAGCACUCGCCAUUCAGCGCGCCUUUAGGGCCUGGCGAAGGAUGCAGAAGGACAAGAGUAGGGACACCAAUUUUCUCUAUUACUCACGUGCGCUCUACCAGCAGCACGAGCUUGGUUCCCUCGUGGCGCGGAAGCAGCGGCAGCGGGACAUCGUGCGGGCAAUAGCACUGUACGGUGAUUCGACCAUUGCGAUGCGAGCAGAACGCGUGAAAGCGGCCCAGGAAUUAGCGUUGGUGGCAGACUGCAACGGCCCUGCUAGCAGCAGCAGCGGGCUGAAUGGGGUCAUCGCGGCACCGCGCAAAGGGGCGAUGAAAAUCGCGUCGUACGCCGAGCGUAUGGCACGGAAGCAGCAGCGUCAGGAGCAAGAGGCGAUGCAGCGCAGGGACGAGGUAUUGGUUGCCCUCACCUACCCACAUGACAUGGCGCACGCGCGAGAAGGACCUGAUGAGUGUGCGGCACGCAUUGGCACAACGUACGAGCAUCCUUACUAUAUCCCUUACAUGAACGAAGAGCAUUGCCGCGCUCUUGGGAUUGAUUAG